Danaus plexippus (monarch butterfly) is the source of this 1840-nucleotide messenger RNA. Its product is annotated as ATP synthase subunit beta, mitochondrial-like. Lineage: Eukaryota; Metazoa; Arthropoda; Insecta; Lepidoptera; Nymphalidae. Gene Ontology annotation, biological process: proton transmembrane transport; proton motive force-driven mitochondrial ATP synthesis. Gene Ontology annotation, molecular function: proton-transporting ATP synthase activity, rotational mechanism; ATP hydrolysis activity; ATP binding. The transcript has 14 exons. The record is from RefSeq and is a predicted model, not a curated record. Bases 31 to 1800 code for a protein of 589 amino acids.
UCGCGUUGUCAAAGUUUUUGUGAGGAGAAAAUGAAGAGCUUCAACAAUUUUACGAAUAGGUUUUUUUUAUCGAAGAAAUCUUGUUUUCACUUUCCAAAUACUGUUUCUCGAUUGAUUGGAACAAACACAGAAGAAAAGCAUGUAUCAGUGCCUGAGAAGGUCAAGGAGCGUGAGAAGAAAGUCGAAUUCGUAAACGAGGAUAACAAAAAAGAAAGAGACGGUCAAUUUUCCCCGAAGUCUGUGCGUUUAGGAGCUUGUACUUUUUUGAGAGUGCCAUCAGCCAACUUCUCAACCACGUCAUUGGCAGGGAAAGAUGUGUGCUCAAAGGGCGGAGAUAAAGAUGCAGCUCCCAGUGGAACCGGGACACCACCGAAGUCAGCAACCGCUGGCUCCCAAGGAACCAUUAUAGCUGUCAUCGGUGCCGUCGUCGAUGUGAAGUUUGAGAAGAACCUCCCGCCUAUUCUCAACGCCCUAGAAGUGCCCGGAAGAAAGCCCCGUCUGAUUCUGGAAGUGGCCCAGCAUCUUGGCGAGAGCACGUGUCGCACCAUCGCGAUGGACGGUACCGAAGGUCUCGUCAGAGGUCAGCCGAUAGUAGACACUGGCGCGCCCAUCACCAUACCAGUGGGGGAACCAACUUUGGGCAGAAUCAUCAAUGUCAUCGGGGAGCCAAUCGACGAACGUGGUCCCAUAGCAACUGAUCAGUUCGCCCCUAUCCACGCUGAUGCUCCGCCUUUCGUGGAGAUGUCCGUGGAACAGGAGAUAUUGGUGACGGGCAUCAAAGUUGUCGAUCUUCUGGCCCCUUACGUAAAAGGUGGCAAAAUCGGUCUAUUCGGUGGCGCUGGCGUCGGGAAAACGGUUCUGAUCAUGGAACUCAUCAAUAACGUGGCCAAGGCCCACGGUGGAUUUUCGGUUUUCGCCGGGGUCGGUGAACGGACCCGAGAAGGCAAUGAUCUCUACAACGAGAUGAAAGUCGGCGGUGUUAUAAAAGAAGAUUACAAAACAUCAAAAGUGGCGCUAGUGUACGGCCAGAUGAACGAGCCCCCGGGAGCCAGAGCUCGUGUCGCCCUCACUGGGUUGACCCUCGCCGAGCACUUUAGGGACAAGGAAGGACAGGAUGUGCUGCUGUUUGUUGAUAACAUCUUCAGAUUCACUCAAGCCGGUUCCGAGGUGUCAGCGUUACUGGGUCGUAUACCAUCCGCCGUGGGCUACCAGCCGACUCUCGCUACUGAUAUGGGCACCAUGCAGGAGAGAAUCACGACGACUAAGACAGGAUCUAUAACCAGUGUUCAGGCGGUGUAUGUGCCAGCUGAUGACCUUACUGAUCCAGCGCCAGCCACCACCUUCGCUCAUCUCGACGCCACCACGGUACUAUCUCGUGCUAUCGCCGAGCUUGGUGUCUAUCCAGCCGUGGAUCCACUAGACUCCACAUCCAGAGUAAUGGACCCGAAUAUCAUUGGAGCGGAGCAUUACGGAGUGGCGAGAGGAGUGCAGAAGAUAUUACAAGACUACAAGUCGUUACAAGACAUCAUUGCCAUCUUGGGCAUGGAUGAACUGUCUGAGGACGAUAAGCUGACUGUUGCGAGGGCGAGGAAGAUCCAGCGGUUUCUAUCGCAGCCCUUCCAGGUGGCAGAAGUGUUUACAGGUCACAUCGGUAAGAUGGUCAAAUUGGAAGAGACCAUUAAAGGAUUCAAAAGGAUUCUGAUGGGUGAAUUGGACCACAUCCCUGAAGCUGCUUUCUAUAUGGUGGGCACUAUAGAGGACGUGAUCGCCAAGUCACAGGCUCUAGCCAAAUCAGUCUAGCUUUAGUAUAUUAUAUUUACCAGAAAUAAAUAAACUCAUA